Molecule: messenger RNA, 809 nt
Organism: Tigriopus californicus
Lineage: Eukaryota; Metazoa; Arthropoda; Copepoda; Harpacticoida; Harpacticidae
Product: ctenidin-3-like
Exons: 3
Coding region: 295-678 (127 amino acids)
Source: RefSeq, a predicted model, not a curated record
AAGGUCAACAAGCUAAAAUCUCCCUGACCAGUGUAAGUCUUUCUUGUCUUCAAAUGUUCUGACAAUCCCCCUACCAAAGUGCUCUUGAUCGUCAAGUCCACCAAGAUGUAGGAUUUUAAUUUGGCCUCGGGCGGAAAUUUUCCACAACCGCUUUUGUGUCGGCGCUCAAGAAGUUUCACCCUUGAUCUUGCUUGGUCGUCCGCUUAGAAACGAGAGGGAGGGCCUUGAGCUCAAAAGCGCUUAUAAAUAGGAACCAUCUCUGCUCCAUCACACAUUCGAUAUCCAGUGAUCAACAUGAGAGGAGCAAUCAAGUUCUUGGCCAUUCUGGCCGUGGUUUUGACCAUUUCCGCCCAAUAUGCUUCCGCUCAAUAUGGCAGGAGGCGCCGCCCUUCUAAUGGAGGCAGUGCCAGUUUCGGCGGAGGCAGUGCAGGGGGUGGUGGUGGCGGCGGAGGGUUUGGUGGAGGAAGUGGCGGAUUUGGCGGUGGGAGUGGCGGAUUUGGCGGUGGGAGCGGCGGAUUUGGCGGAGGAAGCGGCGGAUUUGGAGGAGGAAGCGGUGGAUUUGGAGGAGGUGGAUUCCGGGGAGGCAAUAGUGGAAGAUUUGGCAAUCGAUUUGGAGGAGGCGGAGGCUUUCGAGGCCGCCGACCCAUCAUUCGAGCACUCCGACGAAUCAUUGGCUGAACCCGACUCCAGAACUAAAAAUAUCAUGUCACCUCCAUGAUGCGACAUCAAUAACUAAAAGCAGCCCUUUCACUGCCUCCAUUUCAAAUUGAAACAUUAUUGCUCAAUAAAUCACGUUUCCACUUUUGAAA